UACCGCCUGAAGCUGAAGGUACCAGUUGAUCCAACUGUCACAACAAGCCGCUUUGACCGUGUUGCCAGCAGCAUCGUGGUGAAAUACGACAGUUCUCCACGCCUGCUCUCCUUCGAGGAUAUGGCUGAGAUCGAGGAUCAAUUCUGGCGUCUGCCUGUGGACAAGCAAGUUUACAAGCUUUAUCCGCAGAGCCUCAACAUGUCAGUUGUCGUCAGCAGAGUGAAGUCAUGCCAUGCAGUGCCGGAGGUAGGUUCCAUGAUGCCCUAUUCAUAA
Molecule: messenger RNA, 273 nt
Organism: Dibothriocephalus latus
Lineage: Eukaryota; Metazoa; Platyhelminthes; Cestoda; Diphyllobothriidea; Diphyllobothriidae
Source: the annotation of a GenBank genome assembly